UAUAGGAUCCUAAACCUCGUGGUAGUUGUUUUAUGUUGUUCGCAGGCUGCGUCGCAGGCUGCGUCGCAGUGAUGGCGCGGGUCAUAGCCCGUCUCCUGGCUCGCGCACGCUGUUCAGUAUCUGUCGCCCCCUGCCACCCUGACUCUGCCCUCGCAUCCUCUCUCUGGUCGUCUGGCCCUCGCCAUUCCAUCCGCCCAUGCUUCGACUCUACCCCUCAUGGCCUUCUCAGGCGGCACCUUGCGGGCGUUGCGAACCCCGUCGAGGUGCGUGAGCAGUUAUGGCGGGAGAAUAUGGAGAAGAUCCGGAAUAUUGGAAUUUCGGCGCACAUUGAUUCAGGGAAAACUACGCUGACGGAGCGGGUGCUUUUUUAUACUGGGAGGAUUCAUGAAAUUCAUGAGGUGCGCGGAAAGGAUGGAGUCGGCGCGAAGAUGGAUUCUAUGGACCUGGAACGAGAGAAGGGAAUUACCAUUCAGUCCGCUGCUACGUACUGUACUUGGGGUGAUAAUCAGAUUAAUAUCAUUGAUACACCAGGCCAUGUCGAUUUUACUAUUGAAGUUGAAAGGGCUCUUCGCGUGCUUGACGGAGCGGUACUCGUGCUUUGUAGUGUGGGAGGUGUGCAAAGUCAAUCCAUUACAGUUGAUCGACAAAUGAGGCGAUACAACGUGCCCCGUGUUGCCUUCAUCAACAAGUUGGAUCGAUCGGGAGCCGAUCCCUGGAAAGUUAUUGAUCAGGUGAGGAAAAAGCUCAAACACAAUUGUGCAGCUGUUCAGUUCCCAAUCGGAUUGGAAGAUCAAAUCAAGGGCCUUGUCGAUCUUGUUCACAAUCAAGCGUUUUACUUUCAGGGAGCCCACGGAGAGAAGGUAUUGAAAGGAGACAUACCAAGUGAGAUCGCAGCAGCAGUGGCUGAGAGAAGACGGGAGCUAAUUGAGUCUGUUUCAGAGGUGGAUGAGGAAUUGGCGGAUUUGUUUUUAAACGAUGAACCAAUCUUGCCUGAAAUUCUUUCGGGCGCCGUGCGAAGGGCGACUCUCAACCUGCAAUUUAUACCUGUGUUUAUGGGUAGCGCAUUCAAAAAUAAGGGAGUUCAGCUGCUAUUAGAUGGUGUUGUGGAAUACUUACCCAAUCCACUUGAGGUUUCUAAUCACGCUCUUGAUCAGCACAAAGGCGAAGAAAAGGUAGAGCUGACUGGGUCUCCAUCGGGGAAGCUAGUUGCACUUGCUUUCAAAUUGGAGGAAGGUCGUUUUGGCCAGCUGACGUACUUGAGGUUAUACGAGGGUACAAUGCGAAGAGGUGACUUUAUCGUUAACUCUACUACAGGUCGCAAGGUUAAAGUCCCUAGGCUAGUGCGAAUGCAUGCCGAUGAUAUGGAGGAUAUUCAAGAAGCACACGCUGGAGAAAUUGUUGCAGUCUUUGGUGUUGAAUGUUCUUCUGGUGAUACCUUUACAGAUGGAUCUGUAAAGUACACUAUGACAUCAAUGAAUGUUCCAGAGCCCGUGAUGUCACUUGCCAUUGCUCCUUCUUCUAAAGACGUUGGUCCUCAGUUUUCAAAGGCUCUGAAUCGGUUUCAAAAGGAAGACCCAACAUUCCGAGUCAGCUUAGAUCCAGAUAGCGGUCAGACCAUUAUUUCGGGAAUGGGAGAGCUGCAUCUAGAUAUCUAUGUGGAACGCAUUCGUCGUGAAUACAAGGUCGAUGCCGUAGUCGGAAAGCCACAAGUAAAUUUUAGGGAGACCAUCACACAACGAGCUGAAUUUGAUUAUCUUCAUCGAAAGCAAAGUGGAGGACAGGGUCAAUACGGUCGUGUUGUAGGAUACAUCGAACCCUUGCCUGAAGGAAGUGAGAAAAAAUUUGAGUUUGAGAAUAUGAUGGUUGGACAAGCUGUUCCCUCUCAAUUUAUUGCGGCUAUUGAAAAAGGCUUUAUAGAAGCCAGCAACUCAGGCGCGUUGAUCGGUCAUCCGGUGGAAAAUUUGCGAGUGGUUUUGACUGACGGUGCCUCGCAUGCUGUAGACUCUAGUGAACUUGCUUUCAAGCUGGCUGCUCUGUAUGCGUUCCGUCAGUGUUAUGCGGCAGCAAGGCCUGUUAUUUUGGAACCGGUAAUGCUUGUGGAGCUUCGGGCUCCUGUAGAGUUUCAGGGUUCUAUUAUUGGGGAUAUCAACAGGAGGAAAGGCAUUAUCGUAGGCAGCGACCAAGAGGGUGAUGAUGCAGUCGUUUUGGCUCAUGUACCGUUGAACAACAUGUUUGGCUAUUCAACUGGUUUGCGCUCCAUGACACAGGGUAAGGGAGAAUUUACGAUGGAAUAUUACCAGCAUGCAGCUGUGCCACAAGAUGCUCAAGCAGUACUUGUUAAGGAGUACACAAACAAAAGAGUCGUCUAGAAAAAAAUUCCAAAGCUCACUGAGCUCUCCACUCAUGAAAACUGUGUGGAGUAAAUUUUUGGUAGGCACUUCUGCGAUUACAGUGGUGCUCCCACUUGCUGAUAAUACCAAUUUUCAUCCAAGAUCAAGUCAAAAUGCAGUUUCCUGCCCUUUAUUCGUUAAGAUAUUACGAACCCAUACGUUUAGAUUAUUCAACCAUAGGACAUUCCCCUUUUCAUCUUAUAAUAAGGGCGAGUACCAAUAGUAUAGAACUACCACAUAUUUUUAAUUACUUAUUACUGCAGGAAAAUUCAAUGUAAUUAUCAAACAGUGAGCUCAUUUUCUGCUUAACCUUUUUGCAAAAGAAUGUUGGCAACUAUUCGCAUUUGAUUGUAGAUUUA
This is a messenger RNA of Physcomitrium patens, 2749 nucleotides long. RefSeq names its product elongation factor G-1, mitochondrial. Gene Ontology annotation, molecular function: translation elongation factor activity; GTPase activity; GTP binding. Gene Ontology annotation, biological process: mitochondrial translational elongation. The record is from RefSeq and is a predicted model, not a curated record. Gene Ontology annotation, cellular component: mitochondrion. Lineage: Eukaryota; Viridiplantae; Streptophyta; Bryopsida; Funariales; Funariaceae.